This is a messenger RNA of Phymastichus coffea, 4775 nucleotides long. It is a transcript of the gene UbcE2H, whose product is annotated as ubiquitin-conjugating enzyme E2 H. Gene Ontology annotation, biological process: protein polyubiquitination; ubiquitin-dependent protein catabolic process. Gene Ontology annotation, cellular component: nucleus. Gene Ontology annotation, molecular function: ubiquitin conjugating enzyme activity. The transcript is spliced from 6 exons. The record is from RefSeq and is a predicted model, not a curated record. NCBI's taxonomy places the organism in Eukaryota, Metazoa, Arthropoda, Insecta, Hymenoptera, Eulophidae. Bases 908 to 1471 code for a protein of 187 amino acids.
CCCUUUAACGCUAUAGUCGACGUCUCUCUCGUGUUCAUUAUCAUACGAUGCGAUUGUUGAUAGAGUAACUUGCGCGAGCGCGUUCGCAACAAAGCAAUCGACGUUGUCGUCAUAACCUCCGUACGCGGGGACAAAAGAAAGGCCGUCUAGCAACAGAAGCUACAAUACACCGCCAUCAGCUGUUUCCUAUACGCUGCUGCUGCGUAGGAGUAAGUGCCGUAAUCGUAAGAGGGGCCUUCUCGCUCUUGGUCUGUUCCUCUGCGUUCUGUUGUAUGUGCAUCAUCGUCGACGUGAAUCUCGUCGCUGCUGCUACUGCGCUGCCAAGCCAAUGGAGAAGAACUCAUAGGAAGAAAGAAAGAAAAGGCACACAAAUGCGCCAGACAGAGAGGGCGGUAAGCUGCAAAAGGAGAGAGGAGGUGCUCAACUCGCGGGUGGGAGAAAGAGAGAGAGAGAAGCAAACAGCGCAGCAGGCGCAGCAGCAGCGCGUGCCCAUUCACUCAGCAUAAUAGUCGUCUCUCGGGAGUAGCCUCCAAAACAUCGCCGUCGCGAGUACGAGAAUCAUAUCGCGCAAUGCUCCGUGGCCCUCUCGUCGCCUUGUCUUUCUCUACGUUACCGCGACCAUCCAGUCUGACGCUUCUCUGACAGCGAGCUCAGCAUCGACGUGGUUGUUGUUGGUUUCAGGAAAAUAGCGCACAGACAAACGGACAUACACGAGAAGAGGAGGAAGAAGGAACACCGCUGCACCGCAUACUACAUAAGUCGUUGCUCGCGCUGCUGGCUCGUGGUGCAGGCUUGACGACGCGAGAGCAGCAGCAACGGACGUCAUCGUCGUCGUCGUGGUCGGCCUGUGUAAAAGUGCUGUGUGACGUAUAUUAUAGUGUUGUUGUAAAAGACUCUUAGUGACGCAAUGUCGUCUCCUAGUGCUGGCAAGAGACGCAUGGACACUGAUGUUAUCAAGCUCAUUGAAAGCAAACACGAGGUGACGAUACUUGGCGGACUCAACGAGUUCUCCGUCAAAUUCUACGGACCACGAGGAACGCCGUACGAAGGUGGAAUAUGGAAAGUGCGCGUGCAUCUGCCAGAGCAUUAUCCGUUCAAGUCGCCGUCGAUUGGAUUCAUGAACAAGGUCUAUCAUCCGAACAUCGACGAGGUGUCGGGCACCGUUUGCCUCGAUGUCAUCAAUCAAGCUUGGACGGCUUUGUACGAUCUCUCGAAUAUCUUCGAAUCUUUCCUGCCUCAACUGCUGACAUAUCCAAAUCCCAUCGAUCCGCUGAACGGCGACGCGGCAGCGAUGUACCUUCAUAAACCCGAGGAGUAUAAGAAAAAAGUCGCUGACUACGUGAGGAAGUACGCGACAGAAGAGGCACUGCGAGACCAGGAGAACGGAGCAACGGGCAAUGGCAUGUCGUCGGACAGCGAGUCGUCGAUGAGCGAUUUUAGCGAGGACGAAGCUCAGGAUAUGGAGUUGUAACCAAAUAGCUUCUUCUUCUUUUUCUUGGCUCACCAGCAGGACAUCAGCCAUAUAAAAGUAGCAGCAGCAGCAGCAGCAGCAACAACGAGGCACUAUUUGUCGGUGAUCGCCGUUGUUUAAAAGUCCUGCUCGUUUGCUAAACUUAUUAUAUCGAUGGACAAACACAACAACACACAAAAAAAACACAGACAAAACGGCUUCGACUCUUUUUCUCUCUUGUGAUUCUGUGUUUACAAAAGAAAGCGACGAUAGAGUCACGACGAUACGUACAUAGCCUCCUUCUCCCUUUCCGUAUGCGCAUCGCAGCAAUUUACUUUUUCUUCUUACACGCAAAAAACAAUCUUAUUGAACAAAGUCAUUUUUUGCUUUGGAAAAAUUUCUUCUUUUGUUUAUGGCGAACUCUCCCGCAUGGCCUUAUAACCAAAAAAACGAAUAAAUUCACCCCUUUUUUUCAUUUUUUUUUGUCUUUUUUUUAUUAUUGAUAAAAAAAGGAAACGCGUGCUCUGUCGUUCUACGAUAUCACGCGGUAUCAAAUUUUUCUUUUUUUUUUUUAUUACGAUAAGUGUCUACGGAGGAUUUCAAUUUUUAUAUAACGUUGCUUAGUCUUUCAUAUUAUCUUUAAAUGUAAUUGUUAAACAAAACAAAAAAACAAAUGGAACAUCGUUUUUAAACGUGUGUAGCGCGAGCAAGUGUCUAUAUGAUGAAAAACAUUGAUGAGAAAACAAAAAAUUAAUUUUAAGGCUGUACACAAUAAGAUUUCAACAUUUUACGCGAUUUCAAUGACCAAAUUUUCACGGAAAUCUCUUUUUACUUCAUGCCAAUAGUAAAAAAAAUAAAAAAGAACACUCUAAAAUAGGUAUGAUCAAUUGUCGACAGAAUCAGAGCGAAACAGGGACGAGCAACACACAGUGACGCAAUGAGCCGCUAAAAGUGAGAAUUGCCGGAUGUAAAACGUCUAAAUCUGAUUGUAUAUGUAAUCUACUGGAUAAAAAAACAUGGUUUUUUUCUCUUUUUAGACAAUAAGUUUUGCCGUUUAAUUUUUACAAUAGUAAGUCUUGAUCGAUGAUCUACGAAAAUGUUGACAUUGGCACAAGCGUAAUAACAAUCAUCGACGGGCUUUUUCUUUAUUUGUGGCUUCGCACGCGAUUUAUAACUCUCCAUUAUUAAGCACAAAUAUCUUUAAGCGGCUCGUUCACGUGCAACCAAGUCGACUUUUUAAUUUUACUCUUACAGAGCUAAAAUGAAAAGUAUAUUUUUAUGAAUUCGUCUAUGAUUUUAUCUGUUUAUACAAAAAAUCAUGAAAUGUUAUUUUGAAUGAGAAUCAAUGUUUCUACGAUUAUUAGUUGGAAAUAAAAUUGUCAAUUUAGUUUCGAGAUUUGUAAGCCAAUUAUGAAAGUGUUUUUUAAGUUGAUUUAUUACCGCCAGAAAUUGAACAUGAGGAUAUAUCAAGAUAGGAUGUAAUACAAAUAAGCAAGAUAAACAUGAAAAAUAGCAACGCAAGUGCUUUAAAAAAGACGUCGAGCGAUUCUCUGGAUUGAGCUAAAUCGAGGUGAAAAUUCGUGUUCUCAGAUCUCACACAUUACAAUUAAUGAAAAAUAUAAAUACACUUAGCGCUAUUUUAAUUAGUUGUUAUACAAUAAUGGUCGUAAUCGUAUGACUCGUAUCAGUAAGUGCGGCGAUUUAUUAAUACUGAAAUUGGAUUGUCUAACAAAGUAGAAUUAUAUAGUUUUAAUAAUAAUAUUCUUGUUUUUUAAAGUUGUUUUUUUAUUAUUAUUAUUAUUUUCCCCAUCGAUCGAUUUGUCGAGAUAAUCCGUUGAAAACAAAAAAACAUUGACUCUUUCUUCUCUCUUCGGUAUGACCGACAUCACCAGCCAUCGAUUCUCAAAUGCAAUAAUAAUUCUGUAUAAAGAAGAAAGCAACAGUCGGAACAAGAGUCUUGUUACGAUCUGUCAAAUUGGCUCCUGCAGAGAGUGCGACAAUUGUAAUUUCGUGCAUAAUAAGAAGGGAAAAUGCUCCAAUUAUACAAGUUUAAAACUUGCGUAACUGUUCGAAUAAUCCAAAGCGAUAUUUUUUUAAAAAUAAAUGACGUUAUCAAUUCUUAAAGAAUCUGUGUAACGAAUUGUCAUUAAAACAUGUACACAUGAAUCUGCGUAAUUAGACGCAGACACACAAAACGGAUACAAUGAAAAGGUCAAAUAUAUGCAUGUAAUUUUUUAUUUUCGAUGCGUUAAUUUUAAUUUCAUUUCGUCCCAUCUGUUAUUUAAAAUAAAAAUUAUUGACAAUACGAAUGAACAUUUAGAAUACUUUGGUCUUCAACGUUUCUACGUGUAAAUCAAAAAAUAUAAUUUACCUGUCUUGUAUAUUCGACUUUUUCAAAUAGUAAAACACAAUACAUUUUUUAAAUAUACCGGCCGUUUAAAAACUUUAGCGCGUAAACGUAACUAUACAUAGUUAUACAAAAAGUGCAUAACGAAAAUUGCAAAAAAAGAACGCAUGUAAACUUUAAAUUUGUAAAAAUGAAUCAUGUUUGUCGCGAUUUGAUCGAUGUGUAGUUGAAUAUGUUAUUAUUCUAAAAGUGACUGUGAUGAGUGUUUGCGAUUUCAACUAACAGGACUGCUUUUUUUUCUGUUUGACUUUUACAUUUACAUAUUCGAAACCGAGACUAAAAUUUCAUUCGUCUCUAAUUAUCUUUUUUUUAUCUUAAUAGCUAUGUUUACUUUAGUGAAUGAAUACUUUUAUUUUCUAAAAUUUGCGAAAUACGUGCUAGUAGAUUUUGAUUCUUUUACAAUGCGGUUAUUUUGUAUUCGAGAAGCCAAAUUACGUUAAUAAAAAAUGUUCUUAAAGGAUCGAUUAGAUUCGCGCACGAUUCUCGCUACUAUUUCAAAAUAAUGUAAGGAAAAAAGUGACUCAUCAUUAAUAAAAAAAAUCUACGUUGUUACAAUGUUAAUUAAUUAAAGUAAUGUCAAGUUGAAUAUUGUGCAGUUAAAAAAUACAACAGUUUCGAUAUCAGUCCUGGAAUGUAAUCGAAAAAUCGCUGAGCUAUUUAUGUAUAAAAAAAUGAUAAAAAUUUGCACGUCGAUUAUAAAUGUUUCUGUAAGGCGCCUCGGUGAACGACAACCAUGGUACUUGUAUGUGAUUACUGCAUACAUUAUUACAAAUAUUUACAUACAAAGUAAAUUUAACUGAUAUUAGAAGUGAUAAGUAUAUUAUUAAUACAUGAUACUAUAAAAAAAAUAUAUAUAUAUAUAUAUUAUAUUGGAUCGAUGAUAUUGAAUGAGAUGCAAUUUUUGGUACAAUAAACUGA